Molecule: messenger RNA, 1749 nt
Organism: Chrysochloris asiatica (Cape golden mole)
Lineage: Eukaryota; Metazoa; Chordata; Mammalia; Afrosoricida; Chrysochloridae
Gene: MUC17
Product: mucin 17, cell surface associated
Exons: 11
Coding region: 1-1749 (582 amino acids)
Source: RefSeq, a predicted model, not a curated record
AUGUCUGUGUCAACUCCACCUGACACCACCGCUUCGCUCACUGAGGCCAGUACUGUCUCCACUGUCUCUAGCUCUCCCACCACCACUCUGACCCCCUCUUCUGAAGCUAGCUCAUCUCCUACUGACCCGGAAGACACCACAAUAAGUGUGACAACUGCUACAGUUGGAGGCACUCUUGGUACCACUAUUCCUGGCACUACCACACUUACAAUCACUUCUUCUGGAACCAACACCCCAACUACAACUCUCGGUGGUGCCAUCACAUCUGCUCCAACGUCUCAGGGAACAGCAACCCUCACCACUUCUGUGCUCAUCCCCUCAGAAGGCAGCACACUUUCAACACCUACUCCUCACACCUCUUCGGCUGGGACGUCUGUUGACUCCAGUCUACCAACCACAACAUCUGACACCUCCAUGCCGGUGACCCCAGGGCUUGUUACCACCACAGAUCAAACAAGCCAGGCAACACCAAGUGUGGUUUCCACCACAGUCUCCAUCACCACUAGCCUUACCUCUACCUCCACUGUUACAUCGAAAACCAUCCCCACCAUAACGUCUAGUUCUCCAACCACCACAAAAGGGACCUGCCUCAAUGGAGGGACUUGGAACAACAGUAUCUGUGACUGCCUCAACGGCUUCGGCGGAAAUCAAUGCCAGUACGUCUGCAAGAAUGGAGGCAUCUGGGAUGGAGACAAGUGCAAUUGCACUCCACCCUAUGAAGGAUCCAGCUGUGACAAGCUGAUGACUAGCAUCGAGAUCGAAUCUCCACCAAAGAGAGUAACUGCCCAGGUGGGACUAUCUGUGACAGUGACAAGUAAGGAGUUUACUGAAGAGCUAAAUAACAAGUCUUCUAUAGAAUUUAAGAACUUCACGGAGACAUUUGCCAAACAGAUGGCUAUUGCUUAUAAUGACAUCCCCGAAUACGACGGUGUCCUAAUCACAAACCUAACGAAUGGCAGCGUGGUGGUGGAGCAUAAAGUCCUCCUCAAGGCCAACUUCACCCAAGAUUUCCAGAAAGUGAUGGACACAGCUACCAAGGCAGUGGAGGAAAAAAUCAUGAAUUUAACCAGAAAGCAAAUAGGCAGUGUUACAACCUGCUCAGACUUACUGUGUUUUAAUGACAAUGCCACCAAGGUGGGCAACACUGAAAUUACCCAAUACGACCCUGAAGCUGAAUGCCAGAAGAAGGCUGGAAAAGACUUUGGCAAAUACUUCUUAAUAGAAUACAGGGAUCAGAAGCCCUACUGCAUCAGUGCCUGCAUGCCUGGCUUCAGAGCCUCCAUGAACUGCCACUUUGGACAGUGCAAGCUGGAACGCAGUGGUCCUCGGUGCUACUGCCUGACUACAGAUACUCACUGGUACAGAGGGAAGAACUGUGAGCUGGGCACUCAGAAGACUCUGGUGUAUGGACUCGUGGGGGCAGCGGGAGUCAUAGUGCUGCUGAUCUUUAUGGUGCUCUUGGUGUUCAUGUUCCGUUCCAAGAGAGAAGUGUACAGAAUUUCUGAUAUUUCAAUUAAUAGACAGAAGAUCAAAGUGUCUCAGUUAUCCAGGUGGCAUGACGAAGAUGGUGGAUCAACCCCUGGGACCUUUGAAAACAUUGGCUUUGACAUCUGUGAAGAACCUGAGAACUCUAUCAACCUGAACUCCAUCUAUAAAAAAUUCCAGCCCUCACUGAAUCAAGUAGACCCUAAAACAAAGCAUUGUGGGGCCUUCAGGGAAGUAAAGCCAUUAGAAUACUACCAAGUAUAA